UCCAGUACAGGUGGUGGUGAUUUACACCUAAAAAUGUCUUGUUGCAACAUUACAUAAAAGACGAAGAAGCGAGACUUGUUUUACAGUUAUAUCCUCUUAAAUCAGGAGGUACUCAAGGAUAAGAUGAUGAAGCUAAAGUCAGGUGUGUGCGCUCUAAUGGCGGUAUUUUUGCUGUCUGUCUAUAUUGCAGAGGUGAAUUGCGUCGAUAAAUCUGACAACAACAAAGUGCGGAAUGAAGCAGGGCCCCUUAUUGGAGGGUUAUCCAAGGUGACAUAUGCCACUUCAGAAGUGCAGAGGAUCUGUAAUGCGAUGAAGCCAUAUGUAGAAAGACGUGUCGGAAAGAGGUUUGCUGUUUUCACCGCCAAAAGUUUCAGCACACAGCUUGUGGCGGGAACCAACUAUUUUAUCAAGGUCCACGUCGGAGGGGAUGAAUUCAUCCAUCUGAGAGUCUAUAAAUCUCUCCCUCACAGUGGAGGAAAACUAGAGCUGAGUGGAAUUCAGACCUCUAAACGGCACCUUGACCCCAUUGUAUACUUCUAAACGAACGCCGACAUUUCUCUCAUCCAAACAAUUUGAUGCCGAACCUUUUGCAAAAUAGUCACUUAAUAUUGCAACCGUUU
Messenger RNA from Xyrauchen texanus (razorback sucker), 620 nucleotides. RefSeq names its product cystatin-B-like. The record is from RefSeq and is a predicted model, not a curated record. The transcript is spliced from 4 exons. Gene Ontology annotation, molecular function: cysteine-type endopeptidase inhibitor activity. The coding region runs from base 124 to 540 and encodes 138 amino acids. NCBI's taxonomy places the organism in Eukaryota, Metazoa, Chordata, Actinopteri, Cypriniformes, Catostomidae. Gene Ontology annotation, cellular component: cytosol.